This is a messenger RNA of Hydatigera taeniaeformis, 2517 nucleotides long. The record is from the annotation of a GenBank genome assembly. Lineage: Eukaryota; Metazoa; Platyhelminthes; Cestoda; Cyclophyllidea; Taeniidae.
AUGGAGGAAGCUGGUGUUUAUGCCUCGCAGGGCAUAGGGGGAUAUGACAGAGCAGAGGUUAACAGUAGUAUUGAACAGAGGGAUAAUCAUGCACAGUACACCAUUCAGAGCGUUCUUCAUUUUAUUCAGUCGGAAUGGACACGUUUGGAGUUGCAGCGUUCUCAGUGGGAAAUGGAACGAGCUGAACUGCAGGCGAGGAUAGCAUUCCUACAAGGUGAGAGACGUGGUCAGGAAAAUAUAAAACAGGAUUUGGUUCGUCGGAUUAAAAUGCUGGAGCAUGCUCUCAAACAGGAACGCGUCCGAUACCAUCAGUUGAAAUCUACCAUCGAUAACAAUAUGGACAAAUCAGUAGACGAGGCUUCAAAGGCUGGUCCUGACAGUUCUGUUGAGAAUGUCAAAGACUAUAAGAACGUAAUGGACCCCGGUAGACAAUUAGCACACUGUACGGAACAGGCUCUCCAAAGCAAUGCUAAAUGGCGCGAAAGUCGUCUGAAAUUAAAGCAUUUUCUGCAAGAAGUCGGUUACACAGAUUCGGUCUUAGCCAUCCGUCAAAGUCGUGUACGUCAACUGCUCUGUGCAACAAAUGGGGACGUAGAGGAUCCGGAAGCAAUUAAUAGCCUGAGGAAAAGCUCCUCUAAUCGCAAUUCACUGACAUUGCCCGAGAAUGAGGAGGCUGUUCUUCGUACCUUUGAUUUUCUGGAAAAUGCUACUAAGUCGACCGAGAAGCCUAACCCCCCUGUUGAUGCCGAAGCUCCAUGGAAUGACGAUAAGCCAGCCUCAAGUGGGAUAUCAUCCUUGCUUUCGGGGUUUGACUCCCGAACUGGACAGCCUAAGCGAUUUGGGAGGAAAGCCGGCGUUGAUAAUAAUUUGGUGGAGUUUCUAAAUUCGCUCUCGGACAAAGAGGGCGGGGAAACGGAGGCGCUGUCCAAACUGGGGGACGCAGUGUGGCCUUUGGGUUCACAGGCGCCGUGUGUAGAUGGUGAACCCAGUAACGCUUCCAGUGCCUCUAACUUGAUGCCCUUCAGCUCGGCUAAUCAGGUUGAAGUAGAUGGAUCUUCCGCAGCCGUAGGUUUGGGUGACCUCGCUAGUCUUACCGUCGCAAACGAAUCGGAAAAUGGGAAUGAUACGGAACAGUGUGAAACUGGAGGCUUUCUGUCAACUGAAUCAGGUUUUGGGCAAAAACAGUCCUCAGCAUCAUCAACGGUGGCUGGCUCUCGACGUCCUUGGACAAAAAAGUUCGGUUUGAAGGGUCACUUUGACUCGGUUCGCUCAAUUUCCUUUCACCCUAGUGAACCAUACCUAUUCUCUGGUGGUGAGGAUGGUCUAGUCAUGCUAUGGGCUUUGCGUCGUCCCGGAUCCCCUAAACCCAGUGCAAACAAUGCGAAGAACGGCAAUCAAAUGGCUGCGAUGCUUUUGGCCAACGCCCCGCCCGACCUCGAUCCGGUUCAUAUUUAUCGAGGCCACAUGGGACCCGUGUUGUCAGUGUCCGUGCCAGCAGUAGGCCAGUGUGCGAGCGCUGUUUACUCCUCCAGUCUUGACGGAGUUAUUCGUGGCUGGCGUCUUCCCCCUCCCGACCCUUUCUCUGGGCUUUUCGAUCUCUACUCCCUCUCACAGACCGUAAACGAAUUCGGUCCUUUGCUCAAGCGUCCGGAUUCCCCGGGAAACGCUGUUUGGUCGAUAUCUGUGCACCCCAGUCUCCCCCUACUGGCGUCUGUUGACACCUCUACCGCAGUCUCCUUUUGGUCCCUCCAGACGGAUGUGCUGUCUGGGGAUGACGAACCGCCCCUUCCCAUUGAAUCCAUCCCUCCCUCGCGCACCAUCAUUCUCAGCGAACUUAUCACACCCUCCGACAAUGAGGCGGGUGUGGGCCGGCCGACCAGCGUGACGUUCCUCAGCGUUCGUCCAGAUCCCUCUAACGCCACACAAUGUCUUGUUGGUACUAGCACUGGUUGGCUUGCGCUCAUCGACGUGGAGACUGGCAAGAUUGUCAACAAGGUAGCCCCUCCCACCGAAUCACCUUCCAUUGCACCCACCACUGAAUCCGAUUUCAACGAGGGCGAUUCCUUCAAUCAUCAGCACUCCAACGUUAAUCUCAACUCGGUGACCUAUCCAGCUGCUGAUUGGGGUCCUAGAGGAAUUCAUGAUAUCACCAUGUAUCAAACAUUUUCGCUGGCCAUAGCGGGCCACGAGGAUCGAUGUAUUCGGUUCUACGAUAUCACUAGGCAGGGAGGAAGUGCUGGUGGUGAAUCGGGGAAUUUUUGUGUUGGGACCGUUGUUACCCACCUUGAUGCCGUUACCUGUCUUACGGUUGAUCCACAUGACCUCUAUGUCCUCACUGGAAGUCACGAUUCCUCAAUUCGUCUGUGGGAUCUGGAGAGUAGGGCGUGCGUUCAAGAGAUGACGUGCCAUCGUGUGAAGAAUAACGAGUCUAUCCACGCUGUAGCCAUGCACCCGACUCUGCCUUUUGCUGCUAGCGCGGGAGCCGAUGCCCUCUGCAAAAUUUAUACCUCCCUGUGA